Messenger RNA from Antrostomus carolinensis (chuck-will's-widow), 2183 nucleotides. It is a transcript of the gene HDAC7, whose product is annotated as histone deacetylase 7. Gene Ontology annotation, biological process: negative regulation of transcription by RNA polymerase II. The transcript has 16 exons. Gene Ontology annotation, molecular function: histone deacetylase activity. The record is from RefSeq and is a predicted model, not a curated record. Lineage: Eukaryota; Metazoa; Chordata; Aves; Caprimulgiformes; Caprimulgidae. The annotation marks the transcript as partial.
CUGCUGUGAACCCGUGCACCUCCCCACAGGUGCCCCAGACCGUCCCCAUGGACCUGCGUAUCGGGCAGCGCGUCGUCAAGCCCGGCUCUGACACCACCUUGCUGGCUCUGAAGCACACGCAGCAGCUGCAGCACCAGCUCUUCCUCGCCAGCCUGCACCAGCAGCAAGUGGAGCAGCUCGCCCACCAGCACGUGAGGGUGACCAUGGAGUCCCCACACCGUGAAGCAGAGCCUGGGCAGCAGGAGCAGGAGCUACGGCAGAUCCUCAAUAAGGACAAGAGCAAGCGAAGUGCUGUGGCCAGCACAGUGGUGAAGCAGAAGCUGGCUGAGGUCAUCCUGAAGAAGCAGCAGGCAGCUUUGGAGAGGACCAGCAACCCCAACCCUUCAGCCAUGCCAUACAGGUCUCUGGAGCCUCUGGAUCCUGAGGGCCCUUCUCCUCCUGUGCUCAGCACCUUCCUGCCCCCAGUCCCCAGCACUUCUCUUGACCCCCCAGAGCAUUUUCCACUGCGGAAGACAGCAUCUGAACCCAACCUGAAGGUGCGUUGCAAGCCCAGGAAGUGCCUUGACCGACGCAAGAACCCCUUGACGCGGAAGGAGAGCGCUCCCCCCUCGCUGAAGAGACGGCCGCCCGAGGCGAUCGACUCUUCCCCGAGCAGCAGCAGCACCCCUGUGUCCGGCUGCAGCUCUCCCAACGACAGCCUCCCUGCCGAGCACGGAGCCCUCCCCACCGCCUCCGGCAUGACCCACGAGACACCCCUGGCCCAGCGCCUGAUGAUGCAGGAGAGCUCACUGGCCCAGUUUGCCCUGCAGAGUACAGCCUCCCUUCCGGCCAUCACACUGGGAUUGCCGGCUACCACUAGUGCCAGGGGAGAGGCCGAUCGCCGCCCCCUCUCCAGCCUGGCACACCGGGUGCCCGUGCUGAACGGACCUGUCCUCGCGGGCACUCACUCGCCCAUGUUCAUACCAGCUGGCUUGGAGCAGCACGAAGCUGGGAGCCCCUUAUCCCCUCGGCUCCAGCCUGUCAUCAUCCUCGAGCCCUCGGUCACCCACACUCCGCUGGUGGCAGUUCCAGGUCUGGGAACGGUCCCCUUCUCCUUCACCCCCUCACUCAUCUCUGCAGAACGCUUGUCACUCCCAGGCCACCACAAACCACUGGGCAGGACCCGCUCAGAGCCCCUGCCCCAGAACCCCAAGGCCAUCCAGCAGCAACUGGUGUACCAGCAACAUCACACCCAGUUCCUGGAGAGACUGAAGCAGCAGACACAUCUAGGCAAGCGCAUGGUGAAAUCCAGCGAGAAGCCCCGUCUGCGGCAGAUCCCUUCCUCGGAGGACAUGGAGGCUGAGGGGACACUCCCAGAGACCACAGCUGAGAGCAGCGACCUGGCAAGGGCACGUGUGGAGCCCACACGGCCGGGCAGCAGCGUGAAGGAGCCCGAGAGGACGCAGAAGAUGAUGCAGCCUCAAGAGGAGCUUGUCCUACAGCAGGCCUACCUCUGGGAUUCCUACCAGCGUGUGCAGCAGCAGCUCCUCAAGCGACAGCCCUUGUCUGACUCCCCCAUGGUCCCCACCAUCCAUACAGGGCACAGGCCCCUCUCCAGGGCUCAGUCAUCUCCUGCCACCGCGACUGUCUCCCUUCCUGCCCAGGACACGGCCUCCAAGACGCUCUCCCUGUCUGUGCAGGCGCAGCCUGCCAAGCCACACUUCACAACAGGGCUGGUUUAUGACUCGGUGAUGCUCAAACACCAGUGCUCCUGUGGUGACAACAGCAACCACCCGGAGCACGCGGGCAGGAUCCAGAGCAUCUGGUCCCGUCUGCAGGAGAGGGGGCUGCGCAGCCAGUGCGAGUGUCUGCGGGGACGCAAGGCCACCCUGGAAGAGCUGCAGUGUGUCCAUACCGAGCGCCACGUCUUCCUCUACGGCACCAACCCCCUCAACCGCCUGAAACUGGACAAUGGGAAGCUGGCAGGGAUCCUGUCGCAGCGGAUGUUCGUCAUGCUGCCCUGUGGAGGGGUGGGGGUGGACAGUGAUACCAUCUGGAACGAGCUGCAUUCCUCCAACGCAGCUCGCUGGGCUGCAGGCAGUGUCACUGAGCUGGCCUUCAAGGUGGCUACCAGGGAGCUGAAGAACGGCUUUGCUGUGGUGCGGCCACCUGGACAUCACGCAGAUCCUUCCACUGCCAUGUAA